CCGCAAUAUAUAAAGACGACGUAACGUGCAGUCGACAUGUUUGAGUUCAACUUUUAUCCGGAUACUAAAAAGGAAGAAAGAAAAAGUGACAGUACUGUAGUGUAUUCAGACUCGGUGCAGUCUUUUACUUUAGACGAUGGUAACGAAAAUGUCUUGAACCUACGUAUAAAUGUGCAGGAAGUUUCAAACGAUUUGAGAUUGUACUAUAUUGAUCAGAACGCACUCGAAGAUUAUCUGCGAGGACUUCAAAAUGAUCAACAGGAAGAACUCAGUGUAUUUGGUGCUGUUCAAACUCAUGAAGAUGUCAAGCCUGGUCUCAUCGAAGGCGGAUUUACUUUGUGGGAUGGUAGCCGGGAUCUUGUUCAUUAUAUUUUCAAACACUUUAUGCAAAAACUAAAUGGUAAGAACGUAUUAGAAUUGGGCUGUGGGUGUGGACUACCUGGUAUAUUGGCUGUCAAGGCUGGUGCUCGCUUUGUAAGAUUUCAGGACUAUAAUUCUGAAGUCUUGAAGUGGUGGACAAUCCCUAAUGUAAAUAUCAAUUUAAAGUCACACAAUGAAGCAGGAAACCACGGAGAACGAAGUACUUUGGAGUUUUUUAGUGGUGACUGGUGUCAUCUAUCGCGCUCUUGGCAGCUGAACAAUGACGUGAAGUUCGAAUACAUAUUUACUAGUGAGACAAUUUACCGUUCAGAUUUGUAUGAAAGACUACAUGAAAUACUCGAAACCACUUUAAGUCGAAAUGGAAUUGUAUUAUUAGCUUGCAAAGCUUCUUAUGGACCGGGAGGUAGCAUGUUUGAUUGGCUAAAUUUUAUCGAAGAUCAAGGUGUGUUUCAAGCUACUGUUUGCGAAAUAACGAACUCCGGGGCAAUAAGAUACGUGGUACAGAUGACAAGAUUGUAAAUUCUCUUUUAAUUUUUGUACAUUUACUGUGAUCCGAAGCAUCACACAAAAAUAUGUUGCCGUUGUUUUGCGUUUAUUAGGAAAAACGACAGUAAAUUGUAUCGUAAAGAUAACUAUCACUCUUUGUAUAUAAUUUUAAUGCAAUUAUGAUGUCAUUAGAUACAUUUGUUGAAAUAUUUUCAGAUGUUGUUUAGCUCAGAUUCUUAUUUGUAUUUGUUUUAUGGGUACUAAUAUUCUCGGUCUAUCAGCGACAAGCAUGUGAGAUGUAUGAUAGGUUCAUUUAUCAGUUUAAACCGAUAUAGGAUCCCUUUUCGCUUACAUUCAAUGCGUAAAGUACACUAGAUAU
This is a messenger RNA of Trichobilharzia szidati, 1246 nucleotides long. The record is from the annotation of a GenBank genome assembly. Lineage: Eukaryota; Metazoa; Platyhelminthes; Trematoda; Strigeidida; Schistosomatidae.